ACUUAAUGGCACGUUGCCACCUUGGAUUUUCUCCCUACCUUUCUUAGAGCAGUUGGAUCUCAAUCAUAACCAAUUCCAAGGUCAAAUAAAUCAAUUCCAGCAAAAAUCACUCAUAUAUCUAGAUUUGUCAAACAAUAAACUACAGGGCUCAAUUCCUAAGUCAAUUGCUAAUUUAGUAAAUCUUAGUUAUCUCGAUUUAUCAUCAAAUCACUUUAGUGAUUUAGUAGAGCUUGACAUGUUCUCAGUGCUGCAAAAUUUGGAAGCCAUCUUUCUUUCAGGCAUUAAUCUGUCCUUGAGAAUGAACAUCGAUGCCAACUUCACAUUACCCAAACUAACUGAUGUUUCCUUUUCUUCUUGUAACUUGAGUGAAUUCCCCAAUUUCAUAAGACAUUCAAAUGGUCUACGAAGCCUAGUGCUAUCCAAAAAUAGCAUUCAUGGAAAUAUUCCCAAAUGGAUAUGUGAAAAGGAUGAUCUCCAAAUUCUUGACCUUUCUCAUAACAAUUUAACCGGGAAGAUUUCAAAUUGUCUUCCUAAGUCUCUCUUAGUGUUGAAUUUGCAAGCCAAUUACUUUGAUGGAAAUGUACCAUUUGGGUUUCCAGAGGGCUGUGGAUUACGAAAUCUCAACUUACAUGGAAAUCAAAUGGAUGGCUUAUUACCAAGGUCUUUGUUGAAUUGUAGCAUGUUAGAGGUUCUAGAUGUUGGCAACAACAGCAUAGAGGAUACAUUUCCUCAUUGGUUGGAAUCUCUACCAAACCUUCAAGUGCUUGUCUUAAGGUCCAACAAGUUCCACGGUUUUCUGCGGAGCACCAAAGAAAGUUCAUCUUUUCCCAAGUUACGAGUUCUGGACCUCUCCAGCAAUGAUUUUCUUGGUCCUUUGCCUCUUCGGUACAUGGAAAAUUUUAAAGCGAUGAUGGACUCCCAUGGAGAGGAUGGUUCCCCUGACUACAUGAAGGCGUCAACAAGAGUCAAUUCUUAUCAAUAUUCACUGGUUGUGACAUGGAAGGGAUUCGACUAUGAGUUGCAGGGAAUCUUGACCAUAUUCAGUAGUAUUCAUCUCUCAAAUAACAAGUUUGAGGGAGAAAUUCCAGAUUUUAUUGGAAAGCUUAGUUCUCUCAAAGGGCUUAAUCUUUCUCAUAACAACUUUACUGGUCAUAUCCCACCCUCACUAGGGAAUUUGACGAAUUUGGAAUGGUUGGAUAUCUCUUCCAACGAGCUAGCGGGGAAAAUUCCAGAUGAAUUGGUAUCUUUGACACAACUUUCUGUAUUGAAUCUUUCAAAUAAUCAUCUCGUCGGACGCAUACCACAAGGCAAUCAGUUCAACACCUUUGGAAAUGGUUCUUAUGAAGGAAACAUUGGACUGUGUGGAAUCCCAUUGUCAAAAUCUUGUGAUGGAAGUGGGACACCACCGAGCUUCUUCCAAAAAAAAGAUGAGUUGUGGAGAUUUGGCUGGAGAGUUGUGGUGUUAGGCUAUGGAUGUGGAGUUGUUUUUGGACUGCUAAUGGGAUAUCUUGUCUUCCGAACAGGAAAACCAAAAUGGUUUGUGUCUUUGUUUGAUGGCCGACCAAGUCAAAGUGGAAGGAAGAUGAGGAAAGCCAGAAGACUUGUUCAAAGAAGAAGCUAGUUGCAGAGUUGAUGUUUUAGAGCUUCUGAUUUAAUGUUUCCUGAAUAAUUGCUUUUUGGGUUUGAAGUUCCUGUUAUGGAUGGCAUUGGCUUGUCUAAAAUUGUCAGCCUACUAUUGUCUUUAUUAUGCUUUGUAAUUUUUUCUUUCUUUAUUGUAAAAUAUAUUUGAAGUUUCAAGCUGUUAAUCUUUCGUUAUUAAUGUACUUCCUUAAAUCGGUUGGUAUCAAACUGGAAGCGAAGGUGUGUCAAGUUUCAUUCUUUACAGUUUUUGUUCUUGAGAUUCCCAUUAGCAGAGUCAUAAAAAUUCUUGCUUUACAUUUUUGCGCUGAAGGGGAAGUUUGAAUUUUGAGAUGGGAUUUUGAUGGAAUCAUUUCAUGAUCGUGGAAUCUGGAUUUUGGGAUGGCUAUCGUUGUAGGGAUAUAACUGUAAUUGUAAAAUUGGGAAGGGUGAGUCCUGUGAUUUCGGCUUCAGUCCCUCUCUCCCACUGGCUUUCUGCAACAUCUUCCUUUGGCUAAAUUUCACCCCUUUAGGGUUUCUCUUCUAUUAUGAAUACUAAGUCCUCGGUUCCAUCUGCAGCAAAUCCAUCACCAAGCAUGCACAGUUCCAACAGGAACAAGGUGGAAUAGGAUUUGAAUCUUUUUUUUUUUUUUUUUUGAAAUUUUUAACAUUUUCCUUCAUCUAUAACUAUUGUGGGGUUGUCAAUCGACCCUCCUUCAUUUCCGUCCAAGUGUUCCUCUUUCGUGCAACACAAUCGAAAUUUGAAAUGCUCAAUAAAAUUAUCAUCCAAAAGUAAUCACUUCCCAUGUCGUGUAGUCUCCAGCUGUUUCAAUCCGUCCAUUUUGGUGGAAUUUACAGUUCAUUU
Molecule: messenger RNA, 2482 nt
Organism: Rubroshorea leprosula
Lineage: Eukaryota; Viridiplantae; Streptophyta; Magnoliopsida; Malvales; Dipterocarpaceae
Source: the annotation of a GenBank genome assembly